AUGGACGUCGAGCCCGUCUCCAUCGCCGCAGAGCCUCGCGGCAACCCUGAGGACGAGGACAUUUUGCUCUCGGGCCCCAUUCUCCGAGAAGAGGCUGUCAACUUGCGAGGAGUCAACGAAAUGUCGAACAAGGACGUCAAGAGCUACGUGUCGGGCACGUGUUCCAUCUCCUCCGUAUUCAACAUUGACUGGGUCGACGAUUCGUCUGUGAAUAUUGUUUUUGUGGACGCCAUUGAUGCACAAAACGCGCUCCAGGCCAUGACGGACCCGUCGUUGUUCUACGAUGGAGACUCUAUUGAGCCCGAGCAGGAGCGUGCAGCCAAAACCUUUGUCAAGGCAGAUCACGGCAAGGUCCAACUGCAAGUGCGGACGAGCUACCAGUCAGAUGUCAAGGCGCGUGACGCCCGACAGAAAUCAAAGUACUACCUGUACCACGGCGAGCCGACCAAGGUGGAGGAUUUCCGACGGUUCCAGGACAAGGCUCAUACGUAUGAGGUGCUUGAGCGACGUCGAAAUCUCAAGCCUUCGGGCCGGUCUGAAAUUGAUGGAGAGGAUCUGUUUCCUUCGGUGACCAAGCGCGAUGACGAGUCGGAUGAAGAAGAUCUCAUUAGAUUGUCGUCACGAAGCAGAGGUCGACGGUCUCCUCCGCCUAUUCGACGUCGAGACCGGGACAUAGGUCGGUGGGAGAAGGACCCCUCGCUCAUUGAGGAUAUUGAGAUGCGACGAGAGCAGCGAGGCGUGGCCGACCUGUUUGAAGGAAGAUGGGGCAAUGACAGAGACAGCCGUGACAACCGGUCCCUGUCGCCAGUCUCUCGAAUGCGGGAGGGCGACAGAAACAGAAACAGAAACAGACGAGAUCGAUCGACCUCGCCCUGGAGAAAAGGCGACCGGAUGGAUGUCGACGAUCAGGAUAUCCGAACACGGCUGGAUCUUCCUAGAGAGAGCCGGUCUUCGCGACAGAGAGAAAACCAAAAACGAGAGAGACGACGGGACGAUGCUUCACAGGAUAUCGCCUCCAGACUCGAUACUGACAUGGACGGAGAAGACAACAAGGAUCUGGCGUCACGGUUCCAGCCUCGAGAUGAGAGAGACAAGGGCGGACGUCGAAGAGGAGGAGGCCGACGACGGGCCCAUGAGCUGUUUGGCUAA
Molecule: messenger RNA, 1149 nt
Organism: Yarrowia lipolytica CLIB122
Lineage: Eukaryota; Fungi; Ascomycota; Dipodascomycetes; Dipodascales
Cellular component (GO): nucleus
Molecular function (GO): mRNA binding; RNA 7-methylguanosine cap binding
Source: RefSeq, a predicted model, not a curated record